Messenger RNA from Caenorhabditis auriculariae, 3651 nucleotides. The record is from the annotation of a GenBank genome assembly. Lineage: Eukaryota; Metazoa; Nematoda; Chromadorea; Rhabditida; Rhabditidae.
AUGGCCGACGGCCACCGUGGCAACGUCGUGGACGUAAACAACUGGGCGGAGUCUGCUGUUAGAGAAAGCGGCAAUAGAGGGUGGCGGGAAAUUCCCGAGCAAAGCUGCCUAUCGAUCUUCGGCGCGGUUCUUUCCAAAAUGUUCCUCUGUUGCUGUUGGCCAGUCCAUAAAUGUGUUACGGUACGUUAUUUUUCCUCUUUUAUCUCUUGGUUCAAACUACACAAUUUUGGUUUUUGUUUCUCUUGACACAACAGUAAAAAUUUUUGAAAUCGCUUAACUUCAAGAAUAAAAAGAUCAAAUUUCAACUUUAAUGACCUUACUCGCAUGCUGAUCAGGUGUCUCAACGGGUGUACCCGUAUUUAACCCGUGUUUCUGAGGUUAUUUUAGUCUCAGUUGGGCUAAAAACGGGGGAACAACGGGUGUAAGAAAAAAAUAUGUAACCCAGCUGGGCUAAAGCGGGGUCUCAGUUGGGCUAAAAAAAUUGCCAAAAAGUUCUAUCAGCUGGGCUUUUACGGGUUUAAUACGGGGGCACCCGCGGAGACCCCGUGUUAGCACGGCGGGGUUACCCUGCUCAGCAUGCGAGUUAGGUCUCGAAUGUGAAUGUUACGCAAUCUGAAUUUUCGAAAGAAGUUCGGAAAAUUUUCUUUUUUUGCCUGAGAUUAAGAUAAUAAUUAAAAAUAACUAAACCUCUGAAAAAAAAACUAAAUUUCCGAAAUGAAGAACAACGGAAAUAACGAAGUUAUUUUUUUCAGUUAAAAUUUAUUGAAUUAUUCACCUUUUCACUCAAAUUUUCCUUCAAAAAGUCCCUAAAAAUUUGAAUUUUAAGGCCUUAGCCCUGUUCGACACGGUGGUCGUCACUAUUUUCGCCUACAAAUCUUUUUAACAACUUCCUUCAAACACACGAAGAUCCGUAAGUGUUUUGUUUUUCUCUUUUUUUCGGUUUGCUUGAUUUAAUUUGCGCCGAUUUUUCGCAGAGGUAAUUUCGAGCCUCGCGUCAUAAUCGAUCAAAGUUCAGAGAAAGAGAGGGAAAAAGAGAAAAAAGUAAACAGAAAAAAAUUUUUUAGUUAGAAGUCCUUCCGCUGAGAACAAGUGUUCAUCUGUUGUUUCGUUGCUCUUUUUUGCUUUGAAGAAUUUUUUUUAAAAUAAUGAUAGACUUCCUAUAAUACAUUUUUUUACUUCUAUCUUUUAGGUUUUUUUCACAGGCUUGUAGUUACCGAAAUGGUAAAAAAAAAAACUUGAUAAAAUGUUGAUUUUGAAAAAUCCUCUUUUUUCUGAAAAACCUGACACCUGAUACAAAAGAUGAAAUGAAUGCGUCUAAGUUUCGAUUUAAAAUAACCUUCUCCGAUUUUAUUUACCGUUUUUCUUGUCCUCUAACCGUGUCUACCGAAUUUCUGCGGAUUAAUCUUUGAUCAAAAUAAAAAAAAUUCAAAUUUGACAAGUAAAUUCUUAUCAGCUUCAUAGGAUUUCACAUUCUCAUUUUCAUUAUUUCUCUGUUUAUUCACUUGAAGUACACAAGAAAGCUCAAAAAUGGAGAAAAAUGAUAAAUAACAUGGCUUUCUUUUCUUUCCAAGACUAGACCCCAGAGAGAUUCCGGCUCAUAAAUCGCAGUUGUUCUUGCUUUUCUUUUCUGGCCCAAGAAUGGGCAGGCCUCAUUUCUCCCCAUCCGCCUAAAAAAAAGAAAGAAGAGAGGAAAAUGCAAUUUGUGUCCUCUCUUUGGGCUGCAAAUGACCGCCGGCGCAAUUCCUAUCUUAUUUUGUUCUUUUUGGCGAUCAAAAAUGAAAAUGCGAAAAUUUGUUUUUUGAGGAUUCGAUUGAAAGUAGGAAAGUUGCUUAUAAAGAUUAAGAAAGCUAACAAAAUUGAAAAAUUGACGGAAGGCAAUUUUUAAAAAAGCUUCGAAAAAUUCCAUGAUUUGCAAAGGAAAGCUCAAAAGAGUUUUCGCUAAAUUAUUUUAAAAAUACCAAAUUUGUUGAAAACAACAACUAAAUGAACUUUUGAACUUUUGGCAAUUCGAAACUUUUCGUUGGCUAAACAAUUUCUCAGCAAACUCAGGAACCUUUUUCUCCUUUUCUCGACUGAAAUCAAAGCUCAAAGCUUUCAAAUCCCCUCACGGAUGAAGAAAAAAACGUCAAAACUCAAAAAUCAAAGCAGCACGCCAUUUUUCCCAGCCUCCUUUUUUAUUCACUCUAAGCUUUGAGCAACGGAAACUCGAUGAAGCAGCAGAUGUUAACAGGAAAAGACGCUCUAGUGCAAAUACUCCUUUCAUAUCAUCUGCCGUUUCCGGUCUGACAUAUGUUGCCACUGUGGAUCCUUAUUAAGCACUUGAGAAAAAAAAACAUUAACUAUAUCUAAGAAAACGUUUAUUGCAAGUCUCAAAAAAGUUUCGAAUCCCAUUUUCUUAGAAUUUUACCUUUUUACAGGCAUUGGACAACAACGUUAUCGCUUCUCUUCUUCUUCACUUUUCUGAUUUGUCAGCUGAUAGCGACCGUAUUUCUCAUCUUGGCUCAUAAGAGAAGUCUCGCGCACUACUGCUUACCGAGGUAAGGUUACACUUAAAUUCUGGGAAAAUGGCUAGUGGCCACUAUAGAGGCUCGCCAAGGACUACUUGGAGAGGACACUAAAGUGGCCACUAAACCCACCUCUAUACUGGGCAUUAUUUUCUGUUUUAGUGGCCACUUCAGUAGUUUUCCAUCCAGUAUUCCUUCAAUCCAGUAUUCCUUUAAUCCAGUAUUCCAUCCAGUAACUCUGAUAGUGUUAAAACAAACAGAUUGGACCCGUUAUGUUGAUCCAUUGACCCCUAAAGUGGCCACUAAAAUUUUUUAGUGGUAUAGUAGUAGCACUUAGACCUCUAUAGCGACCACUAAUUUUUAACUCCUCAAGUGGCCAUUAAUUUGACUACUAUAGUGGCCACUAAAAUUUUUUAGUGGUAUAGUAGUAGCACUUAGACCUCUAUAGCGACCACUAAUUUUUAACUCCUCAAGUGGCCAUUAAUUUGACUACUAUAGUGGCCACUAAAAAUUUUCCCAGUUUAUGCGCUUGAAAAAGCCUUGUCAGACUCAGUUCUAGGCAAAUAGACUAUACGUCGGAAAACGGUCUAUAUUUCAGGUUGACUCUAAUCGCCGGCCUUCUAAUCUGCUCAAUCAUCACUUUCGCCGUCCUUUGCUUUUAUUUCGCAGGCGGCGCCACUACUAUGAAUGAGUUCUACUACAGCGUCUUGGAGGUAUCAAAACUCGUGAAAUUAUGAGUUUAUCGUUUAAUUUUAAGUACUUCUUCGGUGAGGAGCUGACCGAUGCCGAAAAAGUUGAGAUGAAAUAUGAAACGCGUUAUUACGCCGUCGGUUUCACUGCCUUGACGAUCGUCUUCAUGAUUUAUUGGUGAGUUUCGAUUUUUUUUAAAUCCCAAUAACAUUCUAACGUAAGAUAUGUAAGAUACCUUUAAAACGAAAUUUUGAACUCUAAUACUCAAAUUGAAAAAAAAACUUUCAUUUUUUUCCGUUGAGUUUGGAAAAUAUCUCAAUUUUGCAGCGUUUUCGAGCUGCUGCUCACACGCAAGUUCUACAAGCAACUCAACACUUUCAUGCCAGUUUCCACCGAAGCCUCGGCUCCGCCGCCUGCUUUCAAUCCGGAAUACUCCCAGAAGAACUACGUUCCUUGA